GGAGAUGAUCGUCAUGGAAAAGAGGAAUUUGCUGUUAUCGGAGAUGCAAAUCAUGCAAACUGGUGGGGAGGAGUUAACCCUUAUCUUAUCAGUAGAUAAAUCAGGUACAUCAUUGAUGGAUGUGGUCGUUCCCAAUGGGGUAGAACUUGUAAUUCGUGAGAUAGCGAUGAGUAUUUUCUUUGUCUUCUUUGAUGGUAGAUUAACUGAUGUGUGAGAUUUGGACGGAGAUUAGCGAUGCACAAUGCAGUGUACGGCAAAUGCCGUCAAUCCUAGAUGAUCC
Aspergillus welwitschiae is the source of this 280-nucleotide messenger RNA. RefSeq lists its product as uncharacterized. NCBI's taxonomy places the organism in Eukaryota, Fungi, Ascomycota, Eurotiomycetes, Eurotiales, Aspergillaceae. The record is from RefSeq and is a predicted model, not a curated record. The transcript has a single exon. The coding region runs from base 5 to 214 and encodes 69 amino acids.